AUGGGUGGCUUCAUGCUAGAAUGCCCUGACUACGUGCCAUUCCCUGUCGACGCCCAUCAAAUAUAUUAUCUGGUUACCAACGGCUUCAUGGUGUUCCCUGAAAUCGAGAAGAAAGCUAUUUGGGAUAAGAACAAGGCAGAUGGCUUUGCCCGCCUCCUCACCUCGAUACAGGUGUGUGGGUUUGCCCUUCAGUGCCUGGGGCGCGCUAUGCAGCGUCUACCAAUCUCAACUUUGGAACUUUCUACCAUGACGUUCGUUUUCUGCACCUUGCCCACAUUCUUCUGGUGGCGUCAUAAGCCUCUCGACGUUGCCACGACAAUUCCUAUCUGUCUGAAGGAUCAAGUCAAAAUCAAAGACGUACUCCAAUCUGCGGGCGCCCGUGCAAGCAGACCCUUCAGAUCCACUCCUCUCGACUUUGUUAACCCACGACCCUCUCGAUUCGACUUCGUGGGACCCGUUGUAUGGGGUAUCGAUCUGCUUUUUGGUCUGGGUAGAGCUCACAAGUAUGGUCCGAUCACGUCAUUCCGAAAUAGCACACGAAACCCUCCAAGAGAUGCGCGAGUACUGGAUUGGGUAGUUAUCUCUACCAUCUCCCUAAUGUACAUGGGCUUCUAUUUUAUCGGGUGGAACUGGGUGUUUUCCACAGUCCUUGAACAACAACUUUGGCGCGCCGCAACUUUGACUCUCUUGGCAUCCUUUUUGUCCUACGGGAUAUUAUUCAUCAUCAUAGCGUGGCGAUUGCCAGCGGCCUGUCAUCUUUUCGGCGUUUCUGGGGCCAAUACUGUCCUUGAGCUUUUGUUCCUUUUACCGUUGUGGCUACAGUACUCGAUAGCAGUAAUCUGGAUCGGGUCAUAUGGACUGGCACGACUAUAUAUUAUUGUGGAAGCGUUCAUCGGCCUCCGCGCUUUGCCACCGGCCACAUACAACACUGUGAACUGGUCCAAUUUCCUGCCUCAUAUAUAA
Capronia epimyces CBS 606.96 is the source of this 963-nucleotide messenger RNA. RefSeq lists its product as uncharacterized. Bases 1 to 963 code for a protein of 320 amino acids. The record is from RefSeq and is a predicted model, not a curated record. The transcript has a single exon. Lineage: Eukaryota; Fungi; Ascomycota; Eurotiomycetes; Chaetothyriales; Herpotrichiellaceae.